GAGUGUGCACUAGUCACACACACACAGUCUCUCGUCCGAGCUCGAUCAGGACUACUUUUGGACACCUUUGGACAAUUUUCCCACCUUCCUCACCCCCCUCACUUCCAAUGGAAAUUAGUCCCGUGCGUAUGAACUUUGCGUUAUUUUCUGCGCACUGAUUUUGUUUUUUGGGAGCUAGAAAAGAAAGUCUCGCGGCAACGGCAACCAUGCUGGAGAGAAUCAGCAUUUCUGACUUUGUGGUGCUGACAAAUGAAGAUCUGUCUUCCCCGGGGACGUCCACCUUCCAGGCCAAAAUGAGCGACUGUCGAGGAACAGUUUCCACCGUGGAGGAGACUCUGGAGAUGGAUCACAUAGCCCUACAGAAGAUGAAGAAGAUGAUCAAAGCCAUCCACAAUUCCGGAAUCACCCAUGUGGAAGCCAAGGAGCAGUACAUUGAGGUGCUGGAGCACCUUGGCAACAGCCACCUGAGCCAGGACAACAAAGAGGUCUCCACAGGCUUCCUCAACCUGUCCGUUUUCACCAGAGAAGUCACGGCCCUCUUCAAGAAUCUGGUGCAGAACCUCAACAACAUCAUGGCCUUCCCCUUGGAAAAUGUGCUGAAAUCAGAGCUGCGCGACAGUAGACUGGAACUGAAGAAACAGAUGGAGAGAAGUUGGAAGGAGUACGACUUAAAGAUAGCCAAGCUGGAGAAGGAGCGCAAGGAGAAGGGCAAGUUGAUCAGGACGGAGGCAUCGGACGGAGGGGAGGACAUGGAAAGGGAGAGAAGGACCUUUCAGCUGCAGAUGUGCGAGUACCUUUUAAAGAUCCAGGAGUUGAAGGUCCGCCAAGGCCCUGAUCUCCUCCAGAGCCUCAUAAAGUUCUUCCAGGCCCAGCUGAGUUUCUUUCAGGAUGGGCUGAAAGCUGCAGAGAAUCUGGCACCCUUUGUGGAGAAGCUCGCUUCUUCAGUUCACACGGUGAGGCUGGACCAGGACGAGGAAGUCAAAAAGCUCACACAACUGAGAGAUUCUCUUCGAUUGCUGCUGCAAGUGGACGGCAAAGAGGAAUACCUGAACAGGAAGAACUCUGGCAAUGGCUACAGCAUCCACCAGCCGCAGGGUAAUAAGCAGUACGGCACAGAAAAAUCGGGUUUUCUGCUCAAAAAGAGUGACGGGAUAAGGAAGGUGUGGCAGAAGAGGAAAUGUGGAGUGAAAUUUGGCUGUCUGACCAUCUCUCACAGCACGAUCAACCGGCCACCUGCCAAGCUGAACCUCCUGACCUGUCAGGUGCGACCAAACCCGGAGGACCGGAGAGCCUUUGACCUGGUUACUCAUAAUCGGACAUACCAUUUCCAGGCAGAAGACGAGCAGGAAUGUGUGAUCUGGGUGUCGGUGCUGCAGAACAGCAAGGAGGAGGCCCUGAACACAGCACUGGGAGGAGACCAGCUUCACCUCCAGGACAGUGGCCUGCAGGAACUUUCCAAAGCCAUUAUCGCAGAGCUCCGCCACAUGCCGGGCAACGAGGCCUGCGCUGACUGCGGCGCCCCAGAUCCAACAUGGUUAUCUACCAAUCUUGGCAUCCUGACUUGUAUCGAGUGCUCUGGCAUUCACAGAGAGCUGGGUGUCCACUACUCCAGAAUCCAGUCCUUGACUCUGGACCUGCUGAGCACAUCUGAGUUACUGUUGGCUGUCAGCAUCGGUAACACGAGAUUCAACGACAUCAUGGAGGCGGGGCUUCCAAGUGAUGCUGUCAAACCUUUACCGCAGAGUGACAUGAAUGCCAGAAAGGAGUACAUUGUCGCAAAGUAUGCCGAGCGUCGCUACGUCCUGCGAAGAGAGACAACGGAACCCGGACAGCUCUGUGACGCCGUGAGGAGCCGAGAUCUGACUUCUCUUUUACAGCUCUUUGCAGAGGGAGCGGACCUCGCCAAACCACUCUCGAUAUCGGACGUACAGGCUGCCAAAGAAACUGCUCUUCAUCUGGCUGUGCGCCUAGAAGAAAGAAGCUCUCUAGCUAUAGUGGACUUCCUGUGCCAGAAUGGCAACUGUCUGGAGAAGAGAACAGCCGGAGGAAACACCGCUCUGCAUUACAGCGCUCUCUACCAUAAGCCUGAAUCCCUCAAAUUGUUGCUUAAAGCCAAAGCCACUCUUCACAUAGUGAACACAGCAGGAGAGACUGCCCUUGAUAUGGCCAGGAGGCUGCAACACACACAAUGUGUUGAACUGUUGGAGCUAGCUCACAGCGGGAAGUUUAACUCUCAGAUUCACGUUGAGUUCAUGUGGCACACUCAAGCUCAGGAGAUGUACGACAGCGAGGAUGACCUGGACGAGAGGGUAAGCCCAUUACCAAAAAAACUCUCUCCUGUGUCCUCAAACGGAGGCUUUGGAUCCCAGUGGAGUGUGAUUGGUGGCGCUGGGGGCAACCCAACCAGCAGACCUUGUCAGACAUAUGAGAACCUGGACUUCCUGUACAGAAAUCCACCAUCCAACAGCGCCCCCUCUGGAAUAGCCAUGCCACCACCACCACUGCCUGCUAAAUCCACCCCAAAAGGUCGCUCCGACCCUCAGCUCUCGGUCACAACACAGGAGGUGAACCUCCCUGCACCAAGACGAAGUUCUAACCCGACUGUCAACACUCCAAGUCCACAGAUGCAGGCCAGACAGAGUCCCCCUUUACCCAGUUCAGAGAGUCAAAGCCCAGGUGGUGGAAAACCACAUAAGGGGAGUGUGUUCAGGGGUCACAGACACAGUGGCGAGGGUCAAGCUUUUACUGGUUGCGCCUCUCCAAGUACUCCCACAUCAUCUCAAAACCACAUCGGACCUGUCAGUUCUGAGAAGACCACAUCGUACCGUCGGACCAACAGCGGAGGGAACCAGGGGAAGUGUGCCGUAUUAUCACCCACCAGCAACCAGGAGGAGCCAUAUUGUAUUUUAGGGGGAAACUGUGCAGGCCUCAGCCCAGGCCCUACCGCAGCAGCCCCCUUUUCCUCACCCGGUGUGACCCCCGCAUUGCGACCUCGCAGGAACGCCAUGAUUUCUGGCAACAGACACACCAAUAAGCGGGUCAAGGCUUUGGUGGACUGCAGACCCACCAACUCGGAGCAUCUUGCCUUUUUCAAAGAUGAAACCAUUGUGGUCACGCUCUCUCGUGACCCCCACUGGUGGAUGGGUUACAUAGAAGGGGACUCAUCCAGGAAUGGGACUUUCCCUGUCAACUAUGUUCAAAAAGUUGCAGAUUAAAGGACAUUUGGAAAUGAAGAACUGAACCCGCAUUGGGCUCCAGGUGGACUUUAUGCCAUUUUCCUCACGCAGCUAUAAUGGAUUUACUCAAACUGGAACAUCCAUCCAUCCAUUUUAUGGAUGCUGCUUAUCCUCCCGACGGUUGCAGCGGUGAGCUGGAGCCUAUCCCUGCUGACUUUGGACACGAGGCGGGGUACACCCUGGACUGGUGGCCAGCCAAUCGCAGGGCACAUGCAGACAACCUUUCACCCACAUUAAUAUUUAUGGACAAUUUAGGGUCGCCAGUAAAGCGAAAAUGCAUGUUUUGGAAACGUGGGAGGAAGCCGGAGUACCCGGAGAAAAUCCACUAAGUCACAGGGGGAACAUGCAAACUCCACACAAACGGAGAAUCGAACCCUUUACUCAGUCUACUGACUGUGUGGCCUGACAUUGUCUCCUGACAAUGUGAUUAAAUUCUGGACACACACUCAGCGGCGGCUGCGUGAGGAUGCUGUUUCGGGAUUUACACUACCAAUAAGGAAGUUUCAAUCAUUAACAAAAAAUGUCCAUGUUGCUUUGUUCACUUCUCUUAAACCUUUAUAUUAAUAGGUACAAAGACAUUUACAAACAUUUAAGCAUUUCCGUGCUUGCUAGGCUAAUCCCUGUUUAAAUGCACUUUAAACCCAUGCAGGAUAAUUUCUUGGAAAAGGCCAGCUGCUGUCUAAAGAAGGCCAGGGUUUUUUAAUUAAAGAGGGAAAAUGUUUUUUCGGCUUGUAGCCAAAAACCCUUUUAGGUCUGCAAGCAUCCAGAACUAUCGUUAAUGAUGGACUCUUUGGGAUAAAAACCAGGAAUUUACACUUUUUUUUGUGAAUACAGUUACUGGAGGCAUAUGUGCAUGGUAACAAUGCACACAUGCACAAUUGCACUUCAUGUACAUGUUUUUUGGAACCUAAAAUGUUUUUAAAAGGUAUUUUUAUACUGACAAAUAAGGCAACAAUGUAACUCAUGCUAACUGAUGUACAUACUUGUCUAAAAUACCCGCUGGUGUGUUUGUGUGUGUCUUUACUGUACUUGUCAUCUACAAUAAUCAGGUAGAAUUGUAACCAACUGCACACCACAAUAAUAAACAUUCUCACAUUGAGUGCC
Doryrhamphus excisus (bluestripe pipefish) is the source of this 4340-nucleotide messenger RNA. It is a transcript of the gene asap3, whose product is annotated as ArfGAP with SH3 domain, ankyrin repeat and PH domain 3. Gene Ontology annotation, biological process: positive regulation of GTPase activity. Lineage: Eukaryota; Metazoa; Chordata; Actinopteri; Syngnathiformes; Syngnathidae. Gene Ontology annotation, molecular function: GTPase activator activity; protein binding. The record is from RefSeq and is a predicted model, not a curated record. Gene Ontology annotation, cellular component: cytoplasm.